Messenger RNA from Corythoichthys intestinalis (scribbled pipefish), 9918 nucleotides. It is a transcript of the gene has3, whose product is annotated as hyaluronan synthase 3. Gene Ontology annotation, molecular function: hyaluronan synthase activity. Bases 246 to 1913 code for a protein of 555 amino acids. Lineage: Eukaryota; Metazoa; Chordata; Actinopteri; Syngnathiformes; Syngnathidae. Gene Ontology annotation, biological process: hyaluronan biosynthetic process; extracellular matrix assembly. Gene Ontology annotation, cellular component: plasma membrane. The transcript has 5 exons. The record is from RefSeq and is a predicted model, not a curated record.
GGUGGUAGGUUAGGUAGGGGGCUGUCUCACAGAAGUGGUCUAGCAGUGGUUUGAGCUGCCGGCUGUAUUUUUGGGAUCUUGCGAAUGGAGUGAGCACUCUGGAAUAAAGAUGUAGUGUGAGCUGCUGGAAGGAGGGGGACCAAACAAGUAGAGCGCUGUGCUCGGGGAAGGAGACGACCUUCCAGCUGGACGCGCGGACCAGGAGGACAGAGACAAAGACGGUGUGGGUCCACUGGAUCAAGAAGAUGACCUCUCGCUGCAGGAAUGCGUUGAACAUCGUGGUCACCACCCUUUUUGCGGCGGUGGUCCUCUUCACCAUCCUUUUAGCCUAUAUAACAGGCUACCAGUUCAUCCAAACUGAGCAGCAUCACCUAUCCUUUGGCCUCUAUGGUGCAUUCCUCUUCCUCCACCUUCUUCUCCAAAGCUUUUUCGCUUUUCUGGAGCACCGGCAGAUGAAAAUUCCCACUCGUCCUCAACAUCUUCGUCGCUCGGUGGCCCUCUGCAUUGCCGCCUACCAGGAGGAUCCCGACUACUUGAGGAAGUGUCUGCGCAGUAUCAGACGGAUUUCUUUCCCAGGACUGAAAGUAGUGUUGGUGGUGGAUGGGAACAAACCAGAGGACCAUUACAUGAUGGAUAUUUUCCAGGAAGUGAUGGGUGGAGCUGACCAGGCAGGCAGCAUGGUGUGGAAAGGAAACUACCACAGUGAUGGAGAUGGGGCUAAAAAAGAUCCAGGAAGCAUAGUUCACAUGGAGGAGGUGAUACGAGUUACUCGGUUGGUUAGAACCUGCCGCUUUUCCUGCAUCAUGCAGGAGUGGGGAGGGAAGAGGGAGGUCAUGUACACAGCCUUUAAAGCGUUGGGGGACACUGUGGAUUAUGUGCAGGUGUGUGACUCAGACACAGUUUUGGACCCAGCUUGUACCAUAGAGAUGCUGAAGGUCUUCGAGGAGGAUGCUGCAGUAGGAGGAGUUGGAGGAGAUGUACAGAUUCUCAAUAAGUAUGACUCCUGGAUCUCCUUCCUGAGCAGUGUGCGGUAUUGGAUGGCCUUUAAUAUUGAGCGUGCCUGCCAGUCCUACUUCGGAUGCGUCCAGUGUAUCAGCGGCCCGCUGGGAAUGUACAGGAACUCACUUCUCCAGCGUUUCCUUGAGGCUUGGUACCAUCAAACCUUCCUGGGCUCCAAGUGCAGCUUUGGCGAUGAUCGUCACCUAACCAACCGAGUGCUAAGCUUCGGCUACAAGACCAAGUAUACGGCACGAUCACAGUGUCAGACCGAAACGCCGACCCAGUACCUUCGCUGGCUCAACCAACAGACUCGCUGGAGUAAGUCCUACUUCCGGGAGUGGCUCUAUAACGCAUUGUGGUUCCACAAGCACAGCCUCUGGAUGACCUACGAAUCUGUGGUCACUGGCUUCUUCCCGUUCUUCUUAGUAGCCACGGUCAUUCAUCUCUUCUACCGUGGAAGGCUGUGGAACAUCUUGCUCUUCUUGUUAACAGUCCAGCUGGUUGGGAUGCUGAAGGCCACCUAUGCCUGUUUCUUACGUGGUAGCCUGGUCAUGAUCUUCAUGUCGCUUUAUUCUUUACUUUACAUGUCGAGUUUACUCCCAGCCAAAAUGUUUGCCUUACUCACAAUCAACAAAGCAGGGUGGGGAACCUCAGGACGCAGAAAAAUUGUGGUAAACCUGAUCGGUGCCAUCCCUGUCGCAGUUUGGACAAUGGUGCUGCUUGGAGGCGUGGUGUAUACAAUUUACUGUGAAGCACAGCAGCCUUUCAGCGAAUUCGAAAAGGUCUUGUUGAUAGCGGGGACCAUUCUAUAUGCCUGCUAUUGGAUCAUUCUGCUGGUGCUUUACCUUGCAAUUGUUGCCAAACGAUGCAACAAGAGGGAGGAGCAGUAUCACUUGCCAUAUGCUGAGGCAUAAAACUGCUCGAUGAAGAUCCAACAGGUCAAUUACAUGAAGGCCAACGGCUGUAUGAUCCUCACGCCUCUGUGAACUGCUGGAGUGAAUGCACAGUUCUAUUUUUUUUUAUUGCAGCUGUUAAAAACCUGAGGAUGUGAAAUCCAAGAAGCAGGGAGCAGAUCCAGUCAGGAGAUCAUUUGGAAGAUAUGUCUGGAUCAAUGAAGCACGAGAUUGCUUGCACUGAAAGAGGAGUGAUCUGUUGUUCAUACACUAUAUUUAAACAUAAAUGGGACAUGCAACAACAGAAUCAAGAGCCCAAAGAAGCAAUGAGAAAUUAAGCUUAUUAACGAAAGGACAGUCAAGUUGGGGACUGAAAUCUUUCAGAUGCUGUAAGACCUACGUAAACAAAUAUCUGCAGGAAACAUGCUGAAUAACUACUAUAACUGAUACACAGUAUAAUAUCAGUUUCGGUUGCUGAGAAAGAAAAGAAAAACUGAAGUAAAUAAACUCAUUGGUUGCCAUUGAUGGCGAGAGACUUUCAAUGUAGUUUAUCAGGGAGGGGUCACAGCGGUCGUUCGUCAUUCGUUGGGAAGUACAUGAGUUUCACAACCACAAUAAAUUAAUGUCAUUCGUUUUUGGAAGAGGGUAUAAAAUAUGGCUAUUAGUAGGGGUGUGACAAUACAUCGAAAAGGUGAUAUACAGUAGUAUGAAAAAGUAUCUGAACCUUUUGGAAUUUCUCACAUUUCUGCAUAAAAUCACCAUCAAAUGUGAUCUGAUCCUUGUCAAAAUCACACAGAUGAAAAACGAUGUGUUCUUUAACUGAAACCACCCAAACAUUUAUAGGUUUUCAUAUUUUAAUGAGGAUAGUAUGCAAACAAUGACAGAGGUGGGGAUAUGUAAGUGAACCAUUACAUUUAAUAUUUUGUGCCCCCCCCCCCCUUUGGCAACUUCAACCAGACGCUUCCUGUAGCUGCAGAUCAAACUGGCACAUCAAUCAGGACUAAUCUUAGCCCAUUCUUUUCUACAAAACUGCUGUGGUUCAGUCAGAUACCUGGGAUGUCUGGCAUGAAUCGCUGUUUUUAGCUCAUGCCACAGCAUCUCAACGGGGUAUAAGUCUGGACUUUGACUUGUCCACUCCAGAAUGUGUAUUUUGUUUUUCUAAAACCAUUCCGGAGUUGAUUACUUCUGCGUUUUGGAUCAUUGUCUUGUUGCAGCAUCCAUCCUCUUUUUAGCUUCAACUGUCUGACAGACGGCUUCAGGUUUUCCUGCAAAACAUUCUGAUAAACUUUUGAAUUCAUUCUUCCAUUAAUGAUUGUAAGUUGACCAGACCCUGAGGCAGCAAAACAGCCCCAAAUCAUGAUGCUCCCUCCACCAUGUUUCACGGGGGGGGGGGUGAGGUGUUGAUUUUGGUGAGCUCUUCCAUUUUUCCUCCACACAUGAUGUUGUGUUUUACUCCCAAACAAUUCAACUUGGGUUUCAUCGGUCCACAAAAUAUUUUGCCAAAACUUCUGUGGAGUGUCCAAGUUCCUUUUUGUGAACAUUAAACCAGCAACAGAGCUUUUUUUAGACAGCAGUGGCUUCCUCUGUCGAGUCCUCCCAUGAAUACCAUUCUUGGCCAUUGUUUUACAUGUAGUUGAUGUGUGCACAGAGAUAUUGGAAUAUGCCAGUGAUUUCUGUAAGUCUUUAGCAGAUACUUUAGUUAGUUUUAAAAAAAAAAAAUUUAACCUCUCUGAGUAUUCUGCACUGAACUCUUGGCAUCAUCUUUGGUGGACGGCCACUCUUUGGGGGAGAAGCAACAGUGCUAAACGCUCUCCAUUAGACAACUUCUCUGACUGUCAAUCGCUGAACAGCCAGACUUUUAGAGAUGGUUUUGUACACUUUCCCAGCUUUAUACAAAUCAACAAUCCUUGAUCGCAGGUCUGGGGGAUGGGCGAUACCAGUGAUUAUGGAUUCGAUCCGACACCAAGUAAUACGAUCCGAUAUCGAUACCGGAAGUUCAUAUUAUACAUAUAUAUGUGUGUAUAUGUAUAUAUAUAUAUACAUAUAUAUGCUGGAUCGAAAUAUCGAUAUUUUGGUAUCGAUCCGCCCCGCCUUAGUCUUCAGACAGCUCUUUUGGCCGAGCCACGAUGCUCAUGAGACAAUGCUUCUCAUCAAGACAUUUCCUACCAGGUGUGUGUUUUAUAGUGGGCAGGGCAGCUUUACCUCACUCAUCAUUGAUUGGGCACACACCUGACCUAAAUUGUUUAGUAAAAAUUGGUUUCAAUUGCUCUUUAAGUCCCCUUAGGCAGAGGGUUCACUUACUUUUUUCCCCCUUCUGGCAUUGUUUGCAUGCUAUCCUCAUUAAAAUAUGAAAACCUAUAAAUGUUUGAGUUGUUUUAAUUAAAGCAGACCCUCUUUUUAAUCAGAUCACAUUUGAUGGUGAUUUUAUGCAGAAAUGUGAUAAAUUCUAAAAGGUUCAGAUACUUUUUCAUACCACUGUAUCUGGAGAAUUUGAAUAUGUCUAUAUAUAAUAUAUAAAUAUAUUUGAAAAUGUCCAUAUCCUCAAAAGGAUAUGGACAUGCUCCCACCAAGAAUAAAUUUAUCGUUUUAAAAAGGUGUCACUGUUUCAAAAAAAAAAAAAAAGGAACCAAUAGGUUGCUGCAAAAAUCUUCCACUAGAAUAAUGUCAACGUUAGCGCACUGGCUGCUAUUGACGGCAUUUCAUUUUGACUGGACUGGACGUCUUGUGCCGUCAAUGGCACUGAAACCGUCGCAUUCACAGCCAGUUUUUGUAGGCAUUUACAGGUCACUUCCUGUUUGUUUUAGGGCCUUUACAGGUUAUGUCUUGUUGAUUUUGAGUCACUUCCUAUUCAUUUGGGGACAUUCUUAAGUCACUUCCUUUUCAGUAAACCAAAGUCAAAAGGAAGUGACUCGUAAACGCCCCAAAAGGAAAAGGAAGUGACCGAAACCAAUAGGAAAUUUCGUGAAACGCACGAAAAUUAGCGAUGACAGCCAUAGGCGUCCAGUCCAUUUGAAUUGGGUUAGGAUUAGGGUUAAUUAGCUUUAGGGUUAAUUCAAAUGGAUUGGACGUCUACUAGUGAUAAAGUUGUUCAAAUUUGGGCAGAAGGAUGAAAAUAGCCUGUUUUUCUGUUUAUUAGUUGUUUAGUAGAAAAUCCAAGAAUGUUUUUCUGACCCAUAAAUGUUUUAUCGCCAUAUGGUAAGAAUAUUAGCGUGGACCUUGUAUCGCAAAUGGUAUUGUGAGUUACCCAGAGUUUCUCACCCCUAGCUAUUAGUACAAGCAAAUUGUCCAUUUACAUGUGUUGUUCCAUCAUUUGUGUUCAAUGAUCUGUUUCUAGCAGGGUAUCCAACUGUGACAAUGAUGUUACACUGUAUGUCAGCCUUUUAUUGGCAUUCAGCACUGUUUGUUCGCAUUGAGAUAUCACCAUCAAUGGCACCAAUGAGUUACAAAAGAAAAAAAAGUUGGUGUUGGGUUUAGCAAAAAAAUACACAUUGUUCAUUUAUGACUAGUUAAGCACAAAAUGAAUCAUAACCUUGCCGUGUUUUUAAAUAAAGUACAAGCAUAGACUUCACAAUAUAUUGACGGGACAUCGGGCGCGGGGCCGAUUCAUAGGGGCCUAUCGCCGUCAAAGCUGACCGAGUGGAAACGCAGACAAAGAGCUUUUUCCGUUGAAAAUUCUUGUGAAUAAAUGCUUAAAUCCCUGAAUUCUUUCUUGGUAUGGACGUAAAACAGUCUCAAUUCUUCAAAAGCAAAAAAAAAAAAAAACAUGCAGGUAGCAUUUAUUUUACGUAAAUAUUGGGAACUAUGACGCAAGUCAGGAAGGAAAUUAGCGGCCGCGGUAUGUAAACUAAGAGCUUUUUCCGUUGAAAAUUCUUGUGAAUAAAUGCCUAAAUCCCUGAAUUCUUUAUGGAUAUGGAGGUAAAGCAGUCUCGAUUCUUGGUUAAAAGUAAAAAAAAAAAAAAAAGGGGCAGUUGGCAUUUAUUUUACAUAAAUAUAUCGAAUGUGCUGCUAGUUAAAUCACUGUGGCGGCCCCCUUAGUACAACAAAGAGUUUUUUCCGUUGAAAAUUCUUUUGAAUAAAUGUUUAAAUCCCUGAAUUCUUUAUGGAUAUGGAGGUAAAACAGUCUCGAUUAUUCGUUAAAAGUUUAAAAAAAAAAAAAAAAAAAAAGGGCAGUUAGCAUUUAUUUUACAUAAAUAUGUCGAAUGUGCUGCUAGUUAAGUCACUGUAGCGGCCGCCUUAGUACAACAAAGAGCUUUUUCUGUUGAAAAUUCUUGUGAAUAAAUGCUAAAAAUCCCUGAAUUCUUUAUAGAUAUAGAUGUAAAACAGUCUCGAUUCUUGGUUGAAAGCAAAAAAAAAAAAAAAAGUGCAGUUAGCAUUUAUUUUACGUAAAUAUGUCGAUGUACGAUGCUAGUCUAUUAGUCAAUGUGGCAGCUGCCUUAUGUCAACAGAGCUUUUCCGGAGAAAAUUCUUGUGAAUAAAUGCUUAAAUCCCUGAAUUAUUUAUAGAUAUGGACAUAAAACAGUCGCGAUUCUUGGUUAAAAGGAAAAAAAUACAAAACGUACAGUUAGCAUUUAUUUUACAUAAAUAUGUCGAAGAAUGAUGUUAGUAUGUUAGACUAUGUGGCGGGCGGCAGUCUUACAACAAAAAGCUUUUUAUGUUGAAAAUUCUUGUGAAAAAACUAAAACUAUAAUAGUUACCCUGAAUCCUCGAACAAAUCACUCCUGAGACAAUCCUUCCUGUUUGUAUGUAGUAGUUUUUGUACUUUUUCAACAUAAAUCCGGCGUUUGAUCGCUGCAUGUGUCGCUGCGACCAACUGCGAAUAACUGAAGCGCGUUGUGGGAUAGGCCCCAACUUGAAGGCUAUGCGCACUGAAGGUCGAAUCUGACCCGUCAAUAAUAAUGAAGUCUAUGGUACAAGUACCAUUAGGUCACUAUGACCUUACAUCUACGAGAGCUUUUGAUACAGUUUUGAGGAAACUGCCAGAUAAAAUGAUUCUAGUAACUUUUAGCAUCUAUCGCAAAGCAUUUUAUUCAAACAUCAAUUCAAAAUAUUGAAAAUGCUUGUACUGGGAGAGAUGACUGUGAAUAAUGCUGUAUUGUUUAAAAAUGAUAAUUAAUAAUAGUAAUGACAUGAGAAAAAAUUUAGGAUGGGAUAGAUAAUAGAUAGAUGGAUGAUGAAAUGAAUUAAUGCAUUGUUUCCAGGGUGUGAAUUUGGGGGGAUUCAACCAUACAUAUAUGAGAUUAGAUUCCCAAACAGUAUAAAAACAAACUUCUUCUUGAUAAAUAAAAAUCCCUCAUGUUGCAAUCACAGUUGUGUUAUGUACAAGUCGUAACAAAGUACAUAUAAUAACACAACAUGUAGCCACAAAGAAAAUGACUCAAACAUUCUUGGGCCUGAUGAAUGCACAGAACAGGCCUUAUUUAAACUUAGCAAUGUACAGUAGUACAGAACAUUGAAAUGUGGCUUUCAGAGUGGAAAUUCAGAGCCUGGAAAUAGUGGCUACAUAUAUUCCGACAGACUAUUAUAGAGAGCGUGUGGAUUACAUCCGAAGCUCAGAGAAUGUAACCGAGUGACUGUAUGAGUUGACCUAUCCUUCAGCUCUGACUAUAGCCUUCCAAUGGUCAAGCAAUGUAUACUGUAAUAGCAUGGAUACAUGUCAUAUUUAACUUAUUGCCGAUUACCUACAGUAUUUCCAUUUCUCAUUUUGGUCAUUAAUCUAAUGUGUUUUUCUAUAGUCAAGUGAGCCUGAUUUUGAUAUCACUUUUAUACAUUGCAAAGAUGUUAAAGCAUGAACAAUGUAACUUUUUAACAACCAAAGGGCACUCUUGACCUUGUAAAGUAAUUUUAGAACUUGAUAAAGUAUUCCAUGAUUCCAUUGUGACUGUAACUGACAACCAAAGACAUGUCAUUGUGAGAGAUUUGUAAAUCUUGUUCUUGCUGUUUCACUCUUUUUUUCUAUGUCAUACAAACAAAAUAACCAUGACAAUUCUGACUGUCAAAUGUGUUUGACGAAGAUCUCAGGAAAUUACUGGAAUAUUUCUGGGUCAAUAAAAUGUGAUCUGCCUUUUGACACAAAGCAACCAUUCAUUCAGAUUUGUACGUUUCCACGACUGUUUUUCAUUUCUGAAUGCUAUGCAGUAGGUUACAUAUAAAGUCUUGAAAAACGAUUAAAGAGGAACUCUACUCUGUUUCCAAUAAUUUGAACUGUUUCAUGUAUAAGAUAAUGAAGAGAAAUGAAAGUGUGCCCUUGUUUGUCAUCCAUGUGUUUUUUUAUUAUUAUUUCAUUGCAAUCAAGUCUGGAAGUAGGAUUUGAAAUUAUCUGUCUACGUCACACUUCAAACAUUUAUGCAAGUACCCGGCCUUUUAGAGACAAUUGUUCUAAAACUGCAAGGAAAGCUCAGCUUCCCCUAAAAUGUCAAAAAAUAAGUGAUCAAAUGUAGGGCUGCAGCUAUCUAUUAUAUAGGUAAUAGAUUAAUUUAUAUCGGAUUACAAACUUUUAAUGGGUUGCAGAAUAAAUUUUAGGGUAUGUAAAAAAGUGUUUAUGCUUGCAAUCAUAGUUAUUUUGUCUAGCUAAGAUUACACUUUCAAAAGUGCAAUAAAUGCAAAGACAAAAUAAAAUUCCUGAGUGUUUCAUCAAAUUAUGCAGAAUUGCACUUUCAUUUUACAAGAGCAAUAAAUGCAUUCAAAAAAAUACAUUAAAAUACCUGAGCUUAGCCUCAAACGAAAUAAAAAUUAAAUAAAUGAAGAUCUAAGUUAAGUACCACAAAAGAACAAUUGGCUAACUUGCAUAGCAAAAGUUCACUUGCUUAAAUGCUAUAGAAUACUAACGUUUUUUUGUUUGUUUGUUUGUUUGUUUUUUUAACAAUGCUUUCAACAAAUUGUUCAAACACAUAUUCCGACAAAAAAAUGCUACAUUCUAUACUAUUUCCAAACUAAAUAACAAAUGCAUAAACAAACAUAUUAUCGCAAACAAAAACAUAGCAUAUGUUGGUCUUAACAAGGCGCAGCUGGAUUUAGCCAUUUUAGACGAGUUAUGGCAUAUUGAUUGUUGCCACUAGAGUGCAGUGUAUCCACCCAAAUCAAUAAAACUAUAUACAACACUUUCAAAACAAACCACUACGUCACUCUAAUUAAACGAAUACUCGAAGCAGCAAAUUUGAUUCGAAGCUUUUUUCUAAUCAAAUUACUUGAAAUAAUCGAUUAAUUGUUGCAGCACUAACCAAAUGUAUACUGUUGUGUGUACAUGUCAUUAGCCACGUUUACAUGCUGACUUUUAUUCAUACCGAUUCAAAUCAUUCCGAAUGGAAAUUUCACAUCAGCUGUUUACAUGUCACUUCAUCUAUUCCGAUCCAGCGUUUACAUGUGACUACCUUUAUUCCGAAAGGACGUUUGACAACUGCCGUCUGACAUGCGCAGAUUAAUCAAAACAAAGCGUCACGUUGCAAAACAUGGAGAUCGAUCGUCAGAUCAGCUGCUGUUUUAACUUUUCGAGUGGAAACAAAACUUCAGAAUGAUACGCCGUUCAUUUAAAAAGUUGUGUGGGUACGCUGUGCGUGUGCUUGGAAGCCAUGUUGCAAGUGACGUUACUUACGUCACCAAGUGACGUCACCACGUCAGUACGGAGCAUGCGCAGAAAGAACGCAACCAGACACCAUUCCGCUUCCCUGUUUACAUGAUAUAAUUUUACUUCUAAUCGGUUUGGGAAAAGGAAUAUUCCACCCCUGUGAAUCGGAAUGAAAUUCCAUUCGGUUUGGGCCUGUGCAUUCCGAAUGAGGUGUUUAUAUGGAACACAUUUAUUCGGUUUGAAGAAAUAUUCCGAUUGUAAUUGGAAUAUUUGGCUCCAUGUAAACGUGGCAAUUGACUAAGUAUGCGCAACAAUUAGGGCUGCAGUUAUUGAUUAUUUUAGUAGUCGAUCAUCGUUGAACUAGUUAUUUCGAAUAAUCGGAUAAGCAGCAUAAAAACAAUACCUGAGCUAAGCCUUAAAUGGUUAAAAAAAAAAAAAAAAAAUCUUCGUACAACAAAAGAACAA